AUGCAAAAUCCUGCUGAUUUCUUUACACACUACGGCAGUGUGUACUUUGAUGAUGAUGUAGACACAUCUCUCUUCUCUGUGCCUCAGUUCAGAAGUUGUGAUGAGGUCCUUCAAGCUGGUCAUAUUGUGAGUGGUAUCUACACGAUAUUCCCAGCUGGAUUCAAUGAUGGGCUACAGGUCUACUGUGACAUGGAGACUGAUGGAGGGGGAUGGAUCGUCAUUCAGAGGCGUCUAGAUGGCAACGUUGACUUUUACCGCAACUGGGCUGACUACCAGGUUGGAUUUGGUAGCUUGUCUGGUGAGUUCUGGCUUGGGAAUGACAACCUACGCAGACUGACUGAGACUGAAGGUAAGUGGCAACUACGAAUUGACUUAGAGGACUGGGAGGAUAACACGGACUGGGAGAAUAACACGGCCUGGGCUGAAUAUGACGACUUUCAGAUUCAUGGAGAUAACUACACACUCCAAGUCAACUCAUACAAUACCCGCAGCACUGCAGGAGACUCACUACAAACUCACAAUGGAAGGAUGUUUUCAACAAAAGACAAGGACAAUGAUAUAAUCGUUGUUGUCAUAACUGAAGUUUAA
This is a messenger RNA of Patiria miniata (bat star), 588 nucleotides long. Its product is annotated as ficolin-2-like. Bases 1 to 588 code for a protein of 195 amino acids. NCBI's taxonomy places the organism in Eukaryota, Metazoa, Echinodermata, Asteroidea, Valvatida, Asterinidae. The record is from RefSeq and is a predicted model, not a curated record. The transcript has 2 exons.